AUGGAUCUAAUUUGCAUAUAUGGAGGUGAAAACGGUGUUGCUGACAUUUCAGGGCGAAUGAGGAGGUCUUUUCUCGAGGAAAGCAAUACUGAAGUUGAACCUAACGCUACCCUGAUAUUAGCUGCUAACAAAACACACAGGAUAGACCCUUUUGCCAAUUUUACUUACUACGAGGGUGGAUGGAAUAUUACUAAUGAACAUUAUCUUUAUUCAGUUGCAUAUACUGGUGUUCCUCUUCUUGCCACUGCUGCAACAUGGUUUUUGAUAUUCGGCCUAUGCUCGUUAAUCCUCUGCUGCUGCUGCUGUUGCCGCAGACAGAAGAAGUCUUAUGGCUAUUCUCGAAUUGCUUAUGCACUUUCUCUUAUCCUCCUUAUACUUUUCUCCAUCACUGCUAUAACAGGAAGUGGUUUUCUGUACACUGCGCAGGGAAAGUUCCAAGUCAGUACAACAAAUAUAUUGGAAUAUCUUCUCAACCAAGCAGAUACCACUGUUGAGAAGUUAAAGGAUGUAUUGGUUAAUCUUGUUGCAGCUAAAGAAGUCGGAGUUGGUCAAAAUUUUCUACCUCCUGAUAUCCAGAGUAAUAUUGACAUACUGGGAAAUAUGACAAAUAUUUCUGCUAUGAUUCCUAAAAUUAAGACACAGCAGAGUUCAAAACAAAUACAAAAUGUCUUGCUUCCUGUGAGGCAGGUUCUUAACAUUAUUGCCGCUUCAAUGCUACUAUUAGCCCUUCUUGGUUUCAUGUUUUCAGUUUUCGGUCUGCAGUGUUUCGUGUACAUAUUAAUGAUCAUAGGGUGGAUUCUUGUGACGGGCACAUUUAUUUUGUGUGGCAUAUCUCUUGUCCUCCAUAACAUUGUAGCAGACACGUGUGUUUCAAUGGAUCAAUGGGUCGAAAACCCCACAGCUCAUUCAGCCCUAAGUGAAGUUCUCCCUUGCAUGGACAAUGCAACAGCAAAUGACAUCUUGUCUAUAAGCAAACAUGUCACCUUCCUAAUGGUUGGUAUCGUGAACCAGUUCAUAACUAAUGUGGCCAACAAUGAUGUACCCCCAAAUGCUGGACCUUUUUAUUACAAUCAGUCUGGUCCUUUGGUGCCCAUCCUUUGUAAUCCAUUAAAUUUUGAUAACACUGAUCGGAGAUGCACUGCUGGUGAAAUGGACUUGAGUAAUGCAACCCAGGUGUGGGGGAAUUAUGUUUGCAAUGUGUUACCAUCUGGUAUGUGCACCAGCAUGGGCCGAUUGACGCCUACAUCUUACGGCCAGAUGCAAGCCGCUGUAAAUGUGAGUUAUACAUUGUAUCAUUAUGGGCCCUUCCUUGUUGACCUUGUAGACUGCAACUUUGUUAGAGAAACUUUCAGUGACAUAAGUGAGGAUCACUGUCCGGGACUAAGGCGCUAUAGUUAUAGGAUCUAUGUUGGGUUGGUUAUGGUCUCAGCUGCAGUUAUGCUUUCUAUGAUCUUCUGGCUAGUCUAUGCAAGAGAGAGACGGCAUCGAGUCUAUGCCAAAAAAUUUACUCCAAAAAUUUAUUCUCAAGGAGUAUGA
Molecule: messenger RNA, 1536 nt
Organism: Quercus lobata
Lineage: Eukaryota; Viridiplantae; Streptophyta; Magnoliopsida; Fagales; Fagaceae
Exons: 8
Coding region: 1-1536 (511 amino acids)
Cellular component (GO): plasmodesma; plasma membrane
Source: RefSeq, a predicted model, not a curated record